AUGUCGUGGCCGGUGUCUGCGCCGCAAAGCGUCAAACUGCUGGCGCCCGACGACGAGUGCAUAGCCAUUGAGGCGUCGCGAUCCGGCUUUUUCCUCAUAGCCCUCACCCACUCCUCCAUCUACAUCUACCAGCUCAACCCACUGUUUCCAGUGGCGGUCCACUCCCGCAGCGCAUCGAGCCUGGACACGUACGGCGUCAACCGCAAGAUCAUCACCAAACGCGACGGCUCCCACGUGGGCGUCAUCACGUCCGGCGGCCACGUGAUUCUCUACUCGCUGUCGAUUCUUCCGCAUCUGGAGCCAGGCAACAUCACCUUUGAAAGCAGCGGUACCAAGCCCGUGCUGUACCCGGGACCCGGAGAGAGCGUGGGCGUGCAGGGCGUCCGGAUUGAGGUCCGAACAAGCAUCCGGGUCGACUCGUUCUGCGAGAAUGCCGUUGUUCUGGAGGACGAAAUCGUACUCUUCACAAGAGACCCCCCAGCAGUGCAGAUGCUGCCACUGGACUCAUUACAACCGACCAGUGUGGUGCUCCGCAAGCUGCCAUGGCUGCGGGACGACAAUGGAAAGGUCGAUUACCCCGUUCACAUUGACUACUCGCGUCCCAUGGACAUGUACUGCUGGGUGGGAGAGUCUGGACGGGGCUACGUGGUAGUCUCCAAAGAGAACAGAGAUGACGACGACGACGGAAGAGAGUGUGAUGUGACUCCGAAAGAUACAUCGCCAAACGGCAACGAACCUACUAAUGAGCCGGAGGUUGAUGAACCCGACGCUGCAACUUCUGACCCCACCAACAUUGAACUGAAACCACUGACUGUGACAACCACACCCAAACCGACAAGCCCACCAAUAACGGGAUACUGUUUCCACAAAUCAAAGAUCAAGGCAACGAUAAGCGCCGUCAACUCGCGCUUCUCGGUCAUCGCUCUCGGCGCCACUGACGGAUCCAUUGUUCUCUACACAGUUCGAGACUACCAAGGAAAUUGUCUUCGAGUCACAAGAAUGGUCCACCCAGACACACCGGCUGGCAUCACGUGUCUCACAUGGAACCCUGAGGGAACCUGUCUUUUUGCAGGCUACGAAAACGGAUGGAGUCUGUUCUCGGUGUAUGGAAUGCUUCUGUCGCACUCCUUCCAGGGCUUAGAUACAGAUGACGAGAAGGAAGUGUGGCUACGAGGUAUCAAAUCGGCAGCCUGGUCCGGUGCUGGAGAUGGUUUAUUUCUUGUGCCACUCAUUUCAACCCCCGAAACGCCCCAGCUUUACUGCUUGGAUAUGGCUAAGUUUUCUCUGUUUGAAAACUUUACCCAGGACAAUCUCAAGGGACCGGUGUUGUUCCGAAACAACAAACUGGCCAUUUAUAGAGGCCACCACCAACCCGGGUUUGCUGCCAUCUCACGUGACUCGAUCCUGUGGCAGUUCAUUUGCAUGCCUGCGUCCUACACGGCCUCAAACUGGCCCAUUCGCAUGAUUGCUUGCUGCAGUCGCCACGAGUACUUUGCUGUGGCCGGAGCACGAGGCCUGUGUCAUUAUUCCAUCAAUUCUGGACGUUGGAAAAUGUUUGCCGAGGAGUACAUGGACAAUGAAUUUGUUGUCAAGGGAGGAAUGAUCUGGUACAAGCACUUUUUGAUCUGCGGCGUGUACAGUUUUACCACGGGAGGGUAUGAGAUCCGAGUCUACUCCCGUGAUCUCGACUUGCAUGCUUCCAAGGUGGUUCUAGUACAAGAAGUGCCUACUCAGAUAAUCCAUAUGAGUGUUGCAGGUGCCUUCCUGUACGUCUACACCCUUGACAACUGUCUCUAUGAGUUCACUAUCAAGGCCACAGGUGUCAAUGGACUUGUACUUAUGUUUCAGAAGAUGUUGUCGUUCACAGAGAUCAUUAAAUCUCCCAACAGGGUGCGUGCAAUCACCAAAUACUCCAAGGACGAGUUUCUGGUGCUGGUGGACGGUACUUUGGUACUGUUCAGUCCGUCGGAGAUCAGCUCUGACUCGUCACAGGCAGUUGGCUUUUCGAAGCGUACUCUGCAUCACCAUAUUGAGUACUUUCUGGUCGAAUCCUCUUCUUCUGAACCUCAAUUUGAAAACACAAUCUGGGCCUUUGACGGCAGCAACGUCUUGUUAUGGCUCAAUCCUCAUGAAAUUGAACCGUGCAAGAUUGAUGUGGAGAACUACCCGUUAAUGCCCCUUGUUUCCAAGGGCAUCAUGCUCGGUAUUUACUCGGAUCUACUCUCUACACGGUCUUGUUCGUUCCCCAUUUUUCGCUUUGCGUUUGGAACAGACAUCUUCCUCUCUGAUCUUCUCAACUUUCUCAUCAGCCGAGGCGACUACACCAAGGCUGUUGAGCUAGCUGGACAGUACAGACAGCUGGACUACUUCAACCACUGUCUGGAGAUUCUGCUGCAUACUAACGUGGUUAAUGGAGAUGGUAAGAAGGACGGCAAGGGUAAGGCUGCGGAGUCCACUGAGACAUCUACAGACUUGAUUGUCAAGCUGUGCAGGUCAUUCCCCGGAUACCUGGAUAUCUUUGCCAAUUGCGCGCGGAAAAUGGAGGCGUCGUAUUGGCCCACAUUGUUCAACUCGACAGGGUCUCCUCGGUCUCUUUUCCAGCAGAGUAUGGAGCAGGGACGACUCCAGACGGCCUCUAAGUAUCUUCCCAUUUUGCAUUCCGAGGAAGAUGAGGAGGCGUUUUCGGAUACCAUAGACCUGAUGCAACAGGCCAAGGAGCAAGGGGAAUGGGGAUUAUGUGGAAGUCUGUGUGACUUUUUGGUAGGAAUUGAUCCUACAAACAAAUCUCUUAAUCGAGUUUUGGACAAGGUCCAACUAUAA
This is a messenger RNA of Yarrowia lipolytica CLIB122, 2820 nucleotides long. RefSeq lists its product as uncharacterized. Gene Ontology annotation, molecular function: protein binding. Gene Ontology annotation, biological process: retrograde transport, endosome to Golgi; intracellular protein transport. The record is from RefSeq and is a predicted model, not a curated record. Gene Ontology annotation, cellular component: cytosol; Golgi membrane; Ric1-Rgp1 guanyl-nucleotide exchange factor complex. NCBI's taxonomy places the organism in Eukaryota, Fungi, Ascomycota, Dipodascomycetes, Dipodascales.